UGACACUGUCUCUGCGAGUCCCUAGGAAGUGGGUCACUAAAGUAGCAUCCCGCUGCCUCCAGGCAGAGGCCAUGCUGAUCCCAGUCGGCCCAGGAAAAAGCCAUGGGUGCCAGCUCCACUGAAGAGAAGAGUCUGGGACGAGAAGUGCAGCAGCCCUCAAGAAACCCCCUUGACCUUCAGCCGCAGCCCCAGAGACCCUCACCCGCCUCGGAGGCCUUCCUGUCCGGCGUUAGGGCCCUGGGCCCGUGGCUGGCUCUGACAAGCUGCUGCUCCCCCGAGGUUUAUGGAGCCUCCAAGGCCCAAGGCCAGCGCAGGGCCAGGAUCUGGCAUAGAUCCCCCAGGAGGCAGGCGGGCCCUUGGCUCCGUGGGUGAAGACCUAGCCGAACUCCAGCGCACGUGGCCCUGAGUUCCCCAGAGAGGGCCCUCCUGUGGAUGGGUCUGCCCUCCCAUGAGAGGAGUCUCUCAGGUGGGCUCCCCCUGGGCCAGCACAGCCUCCGGGCUACAGCCCAGACGAGAGGAAGCAGAUGCGGGGGAGCCUACUGCCUUCCUGGAAGGACCCUGGGGGCCGUAAACACCCACCAGCUGCGGGAAGUCCUCAGGAUGAGAGCCACGGUGCAUCUCAGUGCUUGCUCCGCAAGAGGAAGAGGCCCGGGCCAGCCUCUGCCAGCCAGCACCCACCCCUGACUUGACCCCAGUGCAGACCCCUCCCCGGGGCCCACCGCAGCUCUGGCCACCGCAGGCGUGCUGGGGUAGGGCUGCGAGGCCCAGUCUCCCGAGGCCUGCCCACCCCGGCCCCCCACCCCCCGCCCGCCCGCUGCGUCCCAUCUGCCCUGUGCACCGCUUAUCGGGUAACCGGAGCUGGGAGCUUCGUCCGCGCCUGAAACAGGAAGCCCGGCCCUGUGCGUGAGCUGCCGAGAGCCCCCGAGUGGCUGGGCUGGAGGAUGGAGGAGCAGCGGGCGCUCACGGCCGCCAAGGACGGGGACCUGGCCACCUUGAAGCAGCUGCUGGAGGCCGGCGCCCUGGGCCCAGGCAUCGUGGACGCCCUGGGGGCUGGCCUGGUGCACCACGCCACCCGGGCUGGCCACCUGGCCUGUGUCAAGUUCCUGGUGCAGCAGGCCGAGCUGCCCGGCAACCAGCGGGCCCACAACGGGGCCACCCCUGCGCACGAUGCCGCUGCCAUGGGCAGCCUGGCCGAGCUGUGCUGGCUGGUGCGCGACGGGGGCUGUGGGCUGCAGGACCAAGACAACUCGGGCGUCUCUCCGCUGCACCUGGCCGCCCGCUUCGGGCACCCUCUGCUGGUGCAGUGGCUGCUUCGGGAGGGCCACGCGGCCUCCCUGGAGACCCUGGAGGGGGCCCUGCCCCUGCAUCACGCCGCCGUGAGCGGCGACCUGACCUGCUUGAAGCUCCUGGCUGCGGCCCACGGCAGCAGUGUGAACCGGCGGACGCACAGUGGGGCCUCUCCGCUCUACCUGGCCUGCCAGGAGGGCCACCUGCACCUGGCCCAGUUUCUGGUGAAGGACUGCGGUGCCGACGUGCACCUGCGUGCUCUCGAUGGCAUGAAUGUGCUGCACGCGGCUGCUGCCCACGGCCACUACUCGCUGGCCGUCUGGCUGGUCACCUUCACCGACAUUGGCCUGACGGUACGGGAUAACGAGGGGGCCACAGCCCUCCACUUUGCAGCUCGAGGCGGCCACACACCCAUUCUAGACCGGCUCCUGCUGAUGGGUGCCCCCGUCGUGACAGACUCCUGGGGUGGGACCCCCCUCCAUGAUGCAGCAGAGAACGGGCAAAUGGAGUGCUGCCAGACACUGGUCUCCCACCACGUGGACCCCUCCCUACGAGAUGAAGAUGGUUACACGGCGGCAGACCUGGCAGAGUACCACGGACACCAGGACUGUGCCCAGUUCCUGCGGGAGAGCGCCCGGCCGGUGCGGCUCCUGAUGACGCCACCGCCACCUCCGUUUCCGCCCCCUCUGCUGUCAGCCGCGAGGCACUCCCAGGAGGAUGGGACAAGGGGCUCGGGGCUCGGGAGCCCCACCCCAGUGGUGACUCCCAGCCCAGCCCGGCCUGACCAGCCUCUUCUGAGGGAGCAGACGAUCUGUGCAGCGCCUCCAUGGGUCACCACCAGUGCCAUGGCCGUCCCCACGGGAGAGAUGGUGGCGGGAGACGCCCCGAACUGCCUGGCGGUGCAGCAGCUGGACAGGCUGCCCUCGGGAGACCUCGACGGGCUGGUGCCCACGCGGGACGAGCGCGGCCGGCCCAUCCCCGAGUGGAAGCGGCAGGUGAUGGUGCGGAAGCUGCAGGCGCGCCUGGGCUCAGAGCCCGCGCCCCAGGCCCAGGGUGAGCGCGGGAGCGUGGGCCCCACGGAGCAGGCAGCCUGGCGGUACUCACAGAGCCACCGGGCCAUCCUGGGCCCCUUCGGGGAGCUGCUGACGGAGGACGACCUGGUGUACCUGGAGAAACAGAUCUCCGACCUGCAGCUGAGGCGCCGCUGCCAGGAGUAUGAGAGUGAGCUGGGCCGGUUGGCGGCCGAGCUGCAGGCCCUGCUGCCCACCCCCCUGGUCAGCAUCACGGUCAACAGCCACUUCCUGCCCCGGGGACCCGGACCAGAGGGUGAGGAGGCCCCCGCCCCAGCGGCCGAGCCCAGGGGCCCCGCGGGGGCCUCGGAGGCUGCUCCAGGUGAGCAGCCCCUGCCCUUCUGGUGCAGCCACAUCGCCCGGCUGGUGCGCAGCAUGUCCCUGCUGCUGAAGGGCAUGCACGGGCUGGUGCCGGGCGAGGAGAAGGCCGCAGGCCGGCCCCCGCAGGAGGCCUGCGGAGAGGCCCCUGCCAGCCCCCCCAGGAGCGAGGCACAGCGCGAGAUCCAGGAGUGCGGGGUGUCCGUGUGGACGCUGCGCGGCAACUUCGAGUCAGCCCCUGGCCCGCCCUGCACCCCAAACCCAGGCCCCUGUGAGGCAGGGGCCCGGCCUGGGCAGUGCCGGAGAGGCGGCUGGCCCGCAGCCCCGCAGCCCCGCGGCGGCCCAGUGGGGGGGGCACCCGGGGCGGGCGACGCAGAGGAGGCCAGCGACUCAGGCAUCAGCUGCGAGGAGGGCCCCUCGGAGGCGGGAGCCGUGCCCAGCGCCGACCCGGCCAACCUGCGCAAGGAGCGCAUUGUCAUGCUUUUCCUCAGCCACUGGAAGAAGUCAGCCUACACACCGGCCCUCAAGACGGCGGCCUGCAGGACCCUGGAGGCCCGCCGGGCCGGGCCGCGGGCGCAGGAGGCAGCCGGGGGCCCUCGGCUGCUCUCCCCGCCGCCCAGCGGGGGCCCCCGGCUGGGCCAGCUGUGGCAGCAGCGGAGCACCAUCGCCCACCUGCUGGGCACCUGGAAGGCCAUCCUGGCGCACGUGCCGGCCCGGCAGCUGCGGCGGCUGAGCCGGCGGCCCCGCGGGCCCCUGUCGCCCGAGCAGUUCCUGCCCCACGUGGACGGGGCGCCCAUGCCCUAUGGCAGCCUGACGCUGGACCUCUUCAUGCUGGGCUACUUCCAGCUCCUGGAGUGUGACCUGCCGGCCGAGGAACGCAAGAUGCGCCACCUGCUCUGCUUCGAGGUCUUCGAGCACCUGGGCGCCCACGGCUGGGAGACCGUGCGGGCCUUCCACAAGGCUGUGACCGACGAGGUGGCCGCCGGCCGCCGGGCCUGGACCGACGGCUUCGAGGACAUCAAAGCCCGCUUCUUUGGCUCCAGCCGAAGUCCCGCCUGGGACCCGGAGCCCGGCCGCAAGUCAGGCCUGACGCCCCUCGGGCCCCUGCCUCAUGCCGCCGCCCCCAGCGGCAGCCCCGAGCCUGCAGCCCAGAGGCUGGGGUCCGGCCACCAGCGCAGCAGCUUCAACAGUGAGGACAUCUGCGGCUACAUUGACCGGAGCUUCGCCUUCUGGAAGGAGAAAGAAGCCGAGAUGUUCAGCUUUGGAGAGUGAGACAGGCGGCGGCCUGCCUUUGGGAAUGUGGUGUGGGGGGUGGUUUCGGUUUUCUCCGCUCUUUUCCCCUUUGUCACUCACCUGGUGGCCAGGUGAGCCGCAAGACCAGGCUGGCAGACGCUAAUGCCCGCCUCCAGUCCCACUGCGACCGGCUCCUCCCGCCGUGCAGCUCAGUUUCGGAAUCCUCACCGGGAACCCCGUCGGCCUGGAGUUGGAGGACUUGACCUCCCAGCCCCGGGCCCUCCGCCCCCGGGUUCUGUGGGCACCUCGGGUGCUAGCCCGUUUCCUGUGGGCCCUCCUCCCAGUGCCCCUCAUGUCCCACCCCACCGUCCCUCCAGCGCUGGUGGCUCCAGCCACGGCCAGAGCCUCUCUGUCCGCCUCUUUCCGGUGACCUUGGACCAUUCCCUUCCCCUCCCCAGGCCCCUGUCCCCAUCUGUGAACUGGGCGAGCUGCGGGUUGGAGCUUCCUGCCAGGCCCUCCCAAAUUCUCUGGGGUGGAGAGAUGGCCCACGUGGGGGUCCCGGCCAGCCAGGGCAGCCACCUGCUGUCAGACGCAGGCUCUGCUGCCGUGCCCUGCCCCCACCCCAGGGUCUGCAAAGGAGCUGGUCCCCGAAGGGAAGGCUCCCCGUGCGCCUCCUGUCCCGUCCUCCAGCUGACCAGCCCCGCGGGCCAAGGCAGCACCAGGGCCCCCGCUGCAGGCUCAGGAGAGCAGGGACGCGAGGGAUUUUUCCCAGAGAAGCAGUGGCCGAAGGGAGCUCGGAGCAGAGGAGACUGGCGCCUCCCCCUCAAGUGGGAGCUGUUAGACCUAGAGGACACAUGGCAGAGGGAAGGCGGGGUAUGGCCCUUUCUGUGGCCCCUGGAUGUCGUCCCCAGCCUUCUCCACGAGGGACCAAGGGAAAAGCUGGAUCUCCUCAGAGGAGUCGCCAGUGCCUCAGCGUUCUGAGUGAACAGGGCGCUAGGAGCACUAGGGACAGAGCCCCGCGGGGGGGCCAUGGGAUGCGGCUUGUCCCCCGCCCCCAUGAUAGCCAAGAGGAUGGGUCCCCACCCAGGCCGUGGGGGCCAGGCGUGGCUCAGCUGUGCGGUGGCCCCAGCAGGCAGUGCGUCCGGGAGCCCCUCCCGGCAGCCCCGGCCCCUGGGCACAGAGGUCCCUGCAGUGUCCUCACCUGCCUGCAGAGCUUGGAGGGCGGCAGGCAGGGUGUCAGCUAGGGCACAGAGCCCUCCCAGCCAGCCCGCCAGGACGCUCCGGAGGGGGUGGAGUCGGGGCUGCAGCGCUGGGAAGGGAGGGGGCGCUGGCUUGGGCUCCUACCCUGUCGUGGAGCCGACACUGGAGGUGAGUUUGCUCGGAAAGCCUCCUAUCCCUGCGCUGCCUUCACGACUGUGCUCGUCGCCCCCUGUGUCCGCAGCGAGCGGAGAGCCGCCUGCGCCCAGAGGGAGUCCCGGCACUGGGUGGGCACCGAGCCCGUCCUGAUCUGAGCUCCACGCAGUACCAGAGGCAACAUCCUUACCCCACAGAGCCUCCCCUUCCUCAUCUGCAGAAGGGGGUGUAGUGCUGACCGCCCACUCCCACGGCCUGGAGAGGGUGGACGGGUCCCCUGUGGGAGGGGUCUCCGUCCUGAUCUGAGCUCCACGCAGUACCAGAGGCAACAUCCUUACCCCACAGAGCCUCCCCUUCCUCAUCUGCAGAAGGGGGUGUAGUGCUGACCGCCCACUCCCACGGCCUGGAGAGGGUGGACGGGUCCCCUGUGGGAGGGGUCUCCGUCCUGAGAUGGAGCGGGGUGUAAUGAGCAGGGCGCCACCGCCAGGCUCCUGGUCCCCAGAUGGGACUGAGCUAGAUGGGGCCCGUCUGCAGGACGCUAUCGCUGCCCGGACCUGGCGGGGGGCAGGUCUGAGAGUGGGGCCGGGGAGCCCUGGUGUCAAAGGUGCCAGACAGUCCGAUGUCUCCCUCGCUCCUCCUGAGCCACCCGCAGGACCAUGUUGUUCCAAGAACCUGGCCACGGAGGGUGGCCAGGAGGGGGUGGGCAGUGGACACAGGCCUGACCUCAGAGGUGGUGCCGGCCCAGGGUGCUCAGGAGAGCACUGGACAGGGGGCCAGCACACCUGACUUGGGGUGUCCCUACUCACUCCCCGGGGCCUUGGGCAAGUCCCUCCAUGGCCUCGGGACUUUCUCAGGGGUGGGGUGGGACCAAAGCCAGCAGGGGGCGCCCCACAACCAUCCUGGGUUCCAGGAAGCUCUGGGGUCAGGGUGGGCUGCCAGAAGAGGGGUGAGGUGGUGGCUCAGACCCAGGUUUGAGGCCGGGGAGGAGGGAGAGGGAGCCUCUGCUGGGCACUCAGAGCUGACUCCCCAGAUGCCCUUUUGCAGACUCUGCUUCCCAGGGGUCUGGGCGGUGGCCCCAGGGAUUCUGAGUCCCUCAGCCGGGGCUGGUGCUGGGAAGGCUGUGUUUUUCUAAGGCGUUCCAGGUGAUUCUGGUGCUUAGAGGCCUGGAAACCCCCAGCCCACUAGCAGCUCCCCUGUAGGGAGCAGGUGUUUCCUGCAGGAGUCAGAGGCUGACCCCAGCAAGGCCACACUCUCAGCUCUGAGGCCGCUUUGGUGCCUGUAAGCCUGUCGUCCAGUGGGCAAAAACCCAAUAGCCCAUAUAUAGGCAUCCGGAGCUGCAGACCUCAGUGAAGUGAUCUUUUUCAUGGUGCAAACCCAGGAGCUCCCCAAAAAGCUGGCAAAAUACCGGAGAUACUGGAGAGAGGGAACCCCCUCUUUCUCCCUGGCCCAUAAAUGUGUGCUGGACAAAGAUGAAGGAAAAUAAAGGUGUACCAAAGGUGCUGAAAGAACAUCACAUUUUUCCUCAUGACUAGAAUAAUUACGGCUAACGACGCAGCUCUUCGCACCUCAAUGCAUAGGUUGAAUGCAGAGUCAGUCUCUUCCUUUUUUUUUUUUUUUAAGAUUUUUAUUUAUUUAUUGGAGAGAGAGAGAGAGAGAGAGAGAGAUAGAGCCCACGAGUGGGGGGGACGUGGGCAGAGGGCGAAGCAGACUCCCCGCUGAGCAGGGAGCCUGACGCGGGGCUUGAUCUCAGCACCCCGGGAUCAUGACCUGAGCUGAGGGCAGACGCUUAACCGACUGAGACACCCAGGCGCCCCUCUUCCUUCUUUUUUUAAAUGACUCUGAAGUUCAUUUGAAAGGAACAGUGAAAAAGGACAACUGUGAGGCCGGCCUCCAAGAAGGCCCUCCCGGGACCCCAUCCCCAUAGCACAUCCUGUGUGCCCCCCACGUUGUACGGCAGAAUAUGGCAGAAGAGAUGGCUCUCACUUCCAAGUAGGUAGUAAAGGCUCUCAUCUUCGUUGUGCCCUUAGCUCUGGGGAAAGCCCGGGGCCAUGCUGGAAGCAGCCCUGUAAGAGAGGCCUGUGCAGGGAGAAGUGAGGCCUCCCACCCCAGUCCGGCCCUCAGAUGAUGGCCGAUCCCUUGGUGCCAACUAAGGACAGAUCCUGAGGCAGAACCCCUGGCUAAAGUGCUCCCAGAGCCAGGAACCUGCGUGAGAUCACAAGUGUUUGUUGUUUUAAGACUCUAGAUUUUGGGAGAACCUGGGUGGCUCAGUCGUUAAGCAUCUGCCUUUGGCUCAGGUCAUGAUCCCAGGGUCCUGGGAUCGAGCCCCACGUCAGGCUCUCUGCUCAGCGGUGAGUCUGCUUCUCCCUCUGCCUCUGUGAUCUCUCUAGCUCUCACUCUCUCAAAUAAAUAAAUAAAAUCUUAGAAGACACUAGAUUUGGGGGUCAUUUGUCAUGCAGCAACAGAUAACUAAUACAGCAAACAAGAUUGAAGUGGAAGAGUCAUUUUAGAUAUGAAGUCUCAUAAUUGUAGAGCAGUAGUCCAUCAAACCAGGUGGUUCUGACCCCAAAAUACCUUUCUCUCAGAUCAACAAACCAGAACAGAGAAAGCUGAGAUGCUUCACACAGAAAACUUUGCCCUAAGACAAAGACGCCACAGCAAAUCCGUGGGGGAAAGAAGGAAUGGUCAAUAGUAGUCCCCAGAGUGUUGGUAAACUAUUUGAGAGUGGCGGGAGUAGGAUAUUAGGGCAGCCCCUGCCCCCCAAAAAAUCCCAGAUGGAAUAAGAGAUACUGGAAGCAGGUAAAGCUCUAAAACCCCCGAGGAGGGGCUGGGCAGGACAGGUGCGCCAGAUGGCCUCACCACCUGCAGGUGCCCUCCUGCUGGAGGAAGCUCCCCAGUCGCCAUGCCAUCCUGCCCCCCGGAAGGUGCAUCGAGCUCUAGA
Messenger RNA from Mirounga angustirostris (Northern elephant seal), 8199 nucleotides. RefSeq names its product espin like (gene ESPNL). The coding region runs from base 942 to 3947 and encodes 1001 amino acids. Gene Ontology annotation, cellular component: cytoplasm. The record is from RefSeq and is a predicted model, not a curated record. Gene Ontology annotation, biological process: actin filament bundle assembly. The transcript is spliced from 9 exons. Gene Ontology annotation, molecular function: actin filament binding. Lineage: Eukaryota; Metazoa; Chordata; Mammalia; Carnivora; Phocidae.